UAGAAUCGAGAGAUCUUUGAGGUUGUCAUCCUCUUUUCUUCUUCUUGAGACAUCUCUUAGAUCCCUCAACUCUCUUUCCAAUUCUUGAAAAUCCCAAUAUUCAAAAUCAAUUUUGGUGUUUUUUUUUUUUUUUGAAAAUUUUCUGUUCUAAUGGCGAAUGUGGAAGAAUCAAGCCCAUUUCUACCCAGUCAAAAAUCUGAUUCAAACAAUGAAAUGAAGCCCACAAAGCCCAGUUCUUCAAAUUCCGGCAAAAUCCCAGCUCCGUCGGCUGCGGCGGAGCCGGUUAAGCCAGCUUCAUCUGCUGUUUCGAUGGGGUGGACAGCUGAGGGUUUACCUAUGGGCCAUAGCGUUGGGACGGCGGUGGUGGGGGAGCCAAUCAUGCGUAGGGCUCAAUGGGAAUCUAGCCUUUGCUCUUGUUUUGGGAAGAAUGAUGAAUUCGCCAGCAGCGAUUUUGAAGUUUGUCUGUUAGGAACUCUGGCACCAUGCGUGCUCUAUGGAAGCAAUGCGGAGAGAAUUGGGUCUUCUCCUGGAAGUUUUACUAAUCACUGCUUGCCUUACACUGGUCUAUUCCUGAUUGGACAGUCCUUUUUCGGCUGGAACUGCAUGGCACCCUGGUUUUCAUAUCCCAACCGUACAGCUAUCCGGCAGAGGUUUAAUCUUGAGGGUAACUGUGAGGCAGUCACCAGUUCAUGUGGGUGCCAUGGGGGCUUUGUUGAGGAUGAGGAACGCCGCGAGCAUUGUGAGUCGACUUGUGACUUCUUAACUCAUAUCUUCUGCCACCCUUGUGCUCUUUGCCAGGAAGGUCGUGAACUUCGUCGUAGGCUUCCUCAUCCUGGAUUCAACGCCAAACCAGUCCGAUUUAUGAUGCCUCCUGGGGACCAGACCAUGGGUCGCUAAUACUAACCGCUAUGCCAUUGACUCCAUAACAUUUGCUACUUGAUUUUAUUUGUUACAAUGUUCUCUAAUAUUAUACUUGGAAUUUUUUCCUUAAUUACUGGAAAAUUUACUUGUAAAACUUGACUGUGUAGGUUAUAAUAUAUAGUAAUGUAUA
Messenger RNA from Solanum verrucosum, 1051 nucleotides. Its product is annotated as cell number regulator 8-like. The transcript has 3 exons. Bases 151 to 897 code for a protein of 248 amino acids. Lineage: Eukaryota; Viridiplantae; Streptophyta; Magnoliopsida; Solanales; Solanaceae. The record is from RefSeq and is a predicted model, not a curated record.